Messenger RNA from Sitophilus oryzae (rice weevil), 1425 nucleotides. RefSeq names its product aldose 1-epimerase-like. Gene Ontology annotation, molecular function: carbohydrate binding; aldose 1-epimerase activity. The record is from RefSeq and is a predicted model, not a curated record. NCBI's taxonomy places the organism in Eukaryota, Metazoa, Arthropoda, Insecta, Coleoptera, Curculionidae. Bases 131 to 1363 code for a protein of 410 amino acids. The transcript is spliced from 8 exons. Gene Ontology annotation, biological process: beta-D-galactose catabolic process via UDP-galactose, Leloir pathway; glucose metabolic process.
AACAUGACACAUUACAUUUGUAUGACGUUUUAGUUGAUACAUUUGAAUCAAAGAAUAUACCAAGUUUUGAAUUUUUUCUAUUUUUUUGAACUUUACAAGUUUAUAUUGUGAUUUAUUAUAUACAUUAUAAAUGAUUUUGUCAAGAGUUAGCAAAUUUAGGAGGAUUUUGUGUCCGAACUUUUAUAUUACAGCCACAAAAAACUGUAAAAUGGAUAGUCGCACAAUGUGCAGUACAUGUCUACCAAAAACCGAUAUAAAUAUAGGACAUGCCUGUCAAGGCGGAAGCGGAAUGGUAAAGCUGGAUGUGGAUACUUUUGGAGCACUCCAAUCAAAAUCAGGAGAAAAAAGAGAAAUUAAACGGUUUACUUGGACAAAUAGUAAUAAAGUUGCAAUUCAGCUUAUCAAUUAUGGCGGUAUUAUUACUACAUUAAAAGUACCAGAUAGGUGUGGAAAAGUUGAAGAUAUAACUACCGGAUAUGACUGCGUCGAAGGAUACCAGAAAAACAAAGACCCCUACUUUGGAACAACAGUUAUUGGAAGAGUGUCCAACAGAAUAGCAAACGGAAAAUUUACUGUAGACAAUGUUGAAUACAAGUUAUCAACAAACCAAGGUCCACAUCAUUUACAUGGCGGCGUUCGAGGCUUCGACAAAGUUUUAUGGAAUUAUUACCUUAAAGGAAAUAAGGUAGCUCUAACUUAUCAUUCCGCAGAUUUGGAAGAAGGAUAUCCAGGAGAUCUUACAGUAACAGUUACCUAUGAAUUGACAGAGAACAGUGAAUUUUUAAUCGACUACAAAGCAGUAACUUCCAAAGCGACUCCCGUCAAUUUAACCAAUCACGCAUACUUUAACUUAGGAGGGCAUGGCUCAGGAGCUGAAGAGUUAUACAAGCACGAAUUUACCAUCAAUGCUGAUAGGUAUACUGAAGUGACUCCAGAUGCAAUACCAACAGGAAAUAUACCUACGGUUUCUGGAACUGUUUUUGAUUUAAGAGAACCAAAAGUUUUGGGAGAUGUAAUAUGUAAUGUUAAAAACUCGGCAGACUCCCCGGGAUACGAUCACAACUUUGCAAUUACCAGAUCUACUUCGGAUGUAGUAUUUGCGGCCAAAGCAUACCAUCCUCCCAGUGGAAGAUCUCUAGAAGUAUACACUAACCAACCAGGUAUUCAAUUUUAUACUAGUAACUUUUUGCCAGAAGAUAACUCCUUCCAAGGCAAAGGAGCGACCUAUAAGAAACAUGGAGCUUUCUGUUUUGAAACUCAAGUACACCCUAACUCUAUUAACCAGCAAAACUUCCCGAAAGUUGUGUUAUAUCCAGGCGAACUAUAUCAUCACUGUACUAGUUUUAAAUUCUUAACAAUUUAAAUUAAGAAUUGAUGUAAAAAUAAAAAAAAAUUAAAAUAAAAGUAUUUCUACUAUUUCCAAAA